CAAGUGCAGCCAUUGAUACAAGGCAAACAUCAGCAGUGAUACAUACACUGCAUGCAACAAUGCGCAGCACUGUUCACUUCCGUAGGGACCUGCAAGAAUGACAAGCAAAAGGUUGUAAAUUAUUUCACGAGCAAGGGACAUUGGACAACCAUUGGAAAGAGAGAGAUAACAAGGGACCUGAAUGGAACACUGAACUGUGCAAACCUGGCCACAAUAUCAGGGACCAUAUAUCUGAAUAGAUUGCAUUACAAAUUAACUCCCGACUUUGUGGUCAUCGUUCGUGUAUGCCAAAGAAGUAUUUAAAAAAAAAUCAUAUAAUUUCCGUUUCCAUGCAUCAGUGAACAGGGAUAAAACGUUGAAAAGACAUGACAAGAUGAUUUAAUAGUUCAUUUCUAAUUGACAAACUCAUGAAAACGGGAUAAUUAAGAUGAAAUUAAUUCUGUUAACUGGUGCCACAAUGAAUAUGAAGCUCCACUUGUAUCAAGCGAAGAAAAGCAUUUGCAGUAUGGAUGAAGAUAGUGCUCUUUUAGGUUCCUUUCCAGUUGAAGAUGGCUACAUUUUGCACGUGACUGAUGAUUCUGUAACUCCAGCUGAUGAUGUAGAGUGUGACGUAGAGAAUCGCUAUCAAAUGUCAGAAGCAGAAUAUGCCAAAAAGACAGAUAAUUUCCGGACUUACAAAGAGAAGAAUUUAAAAAAUCUUUCUGAAUUUAAAAGCAAAGAAAAUUUAAAGCAGCAUGAAGAUAAAGUAAAAGAGGAGGAGAAACGAGUUGAAUCAUUUAAAAUAGGAGACAGAUGUAAAGUAGUAGUUAAUAACCAGCCUCCUCGAACAGGAACAAUAAAAUAUCUUGGUCUUACUGACUUCCAGUCUGGUCACUGGGUUGGAAUACAAUAUGACGAGCCUGUUGGAAAAAAUGAUGGCAGUGUCAAAGGUAAACGAUACUUUGAAUGCCUCAUGAAGUAUGGCGGAUUUGUACGACCAAAUUUUGUCACUGUUGGUUACUUCCCUGAGCCAGAUGACAUUGAUGAAUUUUGAGAUGGCAAAUGAAAAAGAUGUGAUACAAAAGCAGACAAAUUAACAUAUAUACAUAUAUGUUUAGAAGUUCAUCUGCAUUCAUACACACUCUCCCUUGCACUCAUAUUUAUUUAUGAAUGUGUGAGGGUUGUGUAUGUAUGUAUAUAUAUGUGUGUGUGUGUGUAUGUAUACAUAUAUGUGUAUAUAUGUAUAUGUGUGUGUGUUUAUAUAUGUAUAUAUGAAUAUUUGAAUAUGUGUGUGUGUGUGUGUGUAUAUAUAUAUUUAAUAUAUAUAUAUAUAAUAUAUAUAUUACAUGGUGGAUGUUACAGAGUGCCUCGAGGUUUGAGAAUUUCCUGCAUUGGCACUUAUCAAACUAGUUUCAAAUUAUCGGAAUUGCAUUUAUAUAAGCCAACUAAAAUGAUAAAUGUAAUUCUCUGGUUUGUGCUAGAGUACAUUAUAAAAAUAAUUGCUAUGUCACAUUAAUAAUGUGUAUUUUUUCAAAUAGUUUGCCUGUUAAGCACUUCAAUAAAUAAAUAAAUAAAUAAGCUAAAAUAGGGUUACAGGAGGGGUAUACAUGCACUUAUACUCACACAAAUGUGCCUAUUUAUUUAUAUAUAUGCAUGCAUAAACAUACAUAUAUAUACACAUACGACCACAUGUGUAUAUAAGUGUGUGUGUAUGCACAUGCAUAUAUAAGCAUGUGUGUCUGUAUAUAUAUAGAGAGAGUUAUAGAUAUGUGGAUAUAUAUAUAUAUAUAUAUAUAUAUAUAUAGUUUUAGGGAAAAGAAUCAAGGUUCAUGAACACUUCGAUGAAAAUCCACUAUCACAUAUAGAAAAAUUAAUAAGUAAAAGCACAAUAAAUAAGUAUAAUAUAAUACAAAAUAUUUCUAUAUGUGACAGUGGAUUUUCAUCGAUGAGUUCAUGAACCUUGGUUCUUUUCCCUAAAAUUAUAUAUAUAUAUAUUUUACACUGUGGAACUUAAUUUAAUUUUAAUUUUUAAUAAAUUGAAUAUAAUUGAGUUUUUACCUGUAAAUUUGGAUUUUUAUCCCUAAUAUUAUAAUAUAUAUAUAUAUAGAAAAUUAGUGUAGAUGGAGUAAAGUACAAGGCUAAAUACAUGAGAGCUGAAGAAGAAUCUGUGCAUUUGUUCAACAUUAUUACUGAAUGAUAACAGCUAACAGUAUACCAGAUGGAUGGACUGCUACCAAGAGCUAUUUCUAAAGAAACAGACCAGAAAAAAUUAAGAGUGAAGCUGUAUAAAAUUCAUGUUGUUAUUUGAAAAUGGAAGAUAUUGGUACCACUCCAAACACUAGCAUACUAUAUUAUAUUUCUAUGCUAUAACACCAUAGAGCAUUAAAGUACACUACGCUAUAACACUCUACAGCAUUGCUCUAUAAAUGAAAUAUAACUCAAUGUUCCUUACAUAAGACUAUUUACAGCCACAACACUGAAAUGUAUUUAGUAAAUAUCGCUGAUGUUGAUAAGCAUACGCAAAAGGUUUUUUGUUUUUACUUCUGCUUUCUUUUUUUUUUAUGUAGUUUUUUGACACAAAUCUUUGUUGGGUAACUCGAGUGUCACAAAAUACAAAUUGCUCAACAUUAAACUGGUUCAAUAUAUUUGAUAAACAUAUAUGCACACUUAACACACACAUUCAUAUUUUUUAAUCACUCACACGACACGUGUGUAUAUAAAAUAUAUACGUGCAUGUGUGUUUGUAUCUCCCCUGAAACUAUGGGGCAAUGUUUUUAUUUAAUAAAUGUCUAUCUUCUGUUA
Messenger RNA from Octopus bimaculoides (California two-spot octopus), 2781 nucleotides. RefSeq names its product tubulin-folding cofactor B. The record is from RefSeq and is a predicted model, not a curated record. Gene Ontology annotation, biological process: tubulin complex assembly; post-chaperonin tubulin folding pathway; cytoplasmic microtubule organization. Gene Ontology annotation, cellular component: nucleus; microtubule plus-end; cytoplasm. Gene Ontology annotation, molecular function: alpha-tubulin binding; microtubule plus-end binding. Lineage: Eukaryota; Metazoa; Mollusca; Cephalopoda; Octopoda; Octopodidae.